CUGUUGACAAAUUAUCUCCAGACAUGGUGAACAGAGCAAAACUCUUGUACAAGACAGCAUUAGAGCAUUGCGUACAAAUGGUUUGUUGGGACCAGAAUAAAUCUCUACCCAGCACUCUGCAUGACAUAAAGUGCCAUGAAGAUACAUUUGUCACCAUGUUAUUUAAUGAUGAAGUACACACAUAUGAAGAGGUCAUCUUAACACUGACAGAUGCCAUACCGCAAUGUGACCGAGAGAUGGCUUUAGCAUAUGCCAACGUAGUGGAUAGAGAGGGCCGUUCACCAGUUAGAGUUGGCCAAAAAGAAAUAUGUGAAACCUCAAGAAAUGUAAUAGAGAGAGGAACUUCUAGUCCUGGUCGUUCUCCUCUUAAAUGCAGAGUAAUGCAUCACAAAGUUGUUGCACACCAGUUAUUUGUGUUGCGCCUCUUGGGAUGGAUUAACAAAAUCACCUCACAUUCAGAUGGUCUAAGACGAUUACUGUGUGAAAUUGUUGUGGAGACACAAUCUAAUCAAGAAUGCUUGCUGGACAAAGUAUUCCAAGAAGAUGCAAAACUAUGGAAAACUGCAAGAACAAACACUCACAAAGUCUUUAUGAAUUCAAUGCUGUUGGAUUCUGAAGGAAAGAAAUUGUUUGCAAUACACUUCACUAAGAAUUAUAAGAAAUUAAUGACUGAAUUUGUAGCAGAUGACCAUGAGCAUUCUGUAUCUGCCACAUCGUUUUCAGUUCAAAUAUUCACUGUACCAACACUGGCGAGGAUGCUUGUACUUGAACAUGAUAUCUUGAUUGUCAUCCUCAAGACAUUCAUGGAAGAACUAGAAUCCAAAAGAAAUGGCAACAGUGGCACUUAUGAGUUCCAUGGACCAUUUCAACCAUUAGGCCGUGCGCAGUAUGUCUUACUGGACCUCAAAUACGUCCUUCAGCACAGACCUAUCGCCUGGACUGAUGAUCUUCGUCAGAAGUUUUUUAAUUUCCUAGAAUUGUUUUUUACUCUUCUAAAGAAUAUGCAGGGCAUGGAUAUGGUAACCAGAAAGGUAGGGCAGCACAUUGAAUCAGAUCCAGAAUGGGAAUCGGCAUUUACUCUUCAGCUACGUAUGAUACCUGUUCUCUCUAUGGUCAGGGAUUGGUGCGUCAGUGAUUCAGAGGUGUUUAGAACUGCUGUCAGAGAUGCCACCCUUGCUUUGCUUGAGACCAAAAAUAAGUAUCAAGAAUACCAACUGAAAGAAGUAAAAGUUGCUCACAAGUCAUUUAAAGUAAUCAAGUAUGAUGUCUCCAAGCAGCCAGUUUCAAUCCAUUUACCAGUCUCCAGAUUCUUGGCAGGUCUUUUACUGGGAUGUCAUAAACAUGAUGGCAAAUUUGAUGAACUCUUUAGUUUUGAGUCUAAGGAUGAUGGACUUAAACUUUUCCUCAUGGAGUAUUCAUUACGUGCACUUGUUAUGGUGGCCCAGGUGCAUGCUGGGACGUGGAGAAGAAAUGGAUAUGCAAUUAUGAACCAGGUGUUCCAUUAUCAGAAUAUCAAGUGUCGAACAGAGAUGUAUGACAAAGAUAUAAUCAUGAUGCAGACCUCUGCUGCAUACAUGGACAGCGAUCACUUCCUGGUCAAUCUGAUGGAUAAGUUUGGUGUUCUAGAAUGGGCGCAGCCAACAUUUGACGAAUCAAAAGUUGAUGGGGAUAAAAUAAAUCACAAGCUUGUAGUUGCAGAAGAGUGGCUUUCUCUCAUAAUUGCAAUCAUAGGUGAACGAUAUAUCCCAGGUAUUGGUAAAGUGACCUCAGAUGAUUUCUUCCGCCGAGAGAUUAUCCAUAAUUUGUGCAUUAAACCUAUGGCGCACAGUGAACUGGUCAAAGCCCUGCCACUGCCGGAUUUUGUGGUUGAGAAUGAACAUAGUGUUGAUCACAUCAUAUCAUCUGUAGCCACUUUCAAAAAACCGGGUGUGACUGGGCGUGGUCUGUACGAGUUAAAGGAGGAAUACUACAAGGAGUACAACCCAUUCUUCUAUCACUACAGUAGGAUUGAGCAAUCCAAGGCAGAAGAACAGCACAGAAAGAGAAUGAAGAAGAACAAGAAUCUUGGUGCAUGCCCUCCACUUCUGCCGCCAGAGUUUUGUCAUACAUUUGCUAACAUUCUUAACCUGCUGAGCUCCAAGGUGUUGAUCAGGACUUUAGGUACCAUCAUAACUAGAGCAGCUACAGGAACAUCAAAAACAGUCAAUCAUACCCAUAUACAACAGGCACUUCAUCUGAUAUGCUUAGGACUCCUGGAAGCUCAAAGACACAGGGAAAGUGGACAGCAAUCUACCAAAUUUGGCUUUAUUGAAUUAGCAACAACAAAAAUUAAAUAUGGACCGCAAGAAACCCUUUUGAAGCUGUUAGAAGGUCUCCAUGACAACCCGCAUUUACAGGAGCAUGCGUCUUUGGUUGAGUGGAUCUUGAAGAAAUUCCAUACUGAGCUAGAUGCACUAGAAGAGAGAGAUUCAGAGCAGAGGCUGUCGGCGAGACUAUCCAAGAAAGAAUCCACCACUCUAGUAGAAGAUGAAAAGGCAAGGAAAGCUCGUCUGGCACAAGAAAAGCGUAACAAAAUCAUGGCUCAGAUGUCUGCAUUACAAAAAGCCUUCAUUAGGGAGAACGCUGAGUUACUGGCAUCAAUGGAAACUGAUCGUUCAAUAGAUAAUAACACUACUCACACUGAUAGUGCAUCAUCAUCCAGCACAAGUUUUCCAGUAGUACUGGGACAUCACCGUAACUACAAAGAUCCCAAAGCCAAUCGUUUCCCAUUAGAACCUUGUAUUCUCUGCCAAGAACAACAGGAAGUCAGCACAGAGGGCCGAGCGAUUGUCAUGGCUGCAUUUGUACAACGCUCAACUGUGCUCUCCAAGGCACGAGGCAAGAUGUUUGAAAAUGGAGAAGAGUUUGAUCCUCUUUACCCCCCAGCGGACAUGUUCUGGGGUCUUCAUACUAGUAGUUGUGGUCAUAUAAUGCACAGUGAUUGCUGGCAAGGGUUCUUUGAUUCGGUGAUUGCUAAGGAAAGGAGAGCUCUAAGACUAAGGCAGUUCAUCAGUGUUGAUGUGAACCGAAGAGAGUUUCUCUGUCCUCUGUGUGGAUGUAUCUGUAACACAGUACUUCCUAUUAUUCCUUCAUUGGCAUCUGAAAAACAUGAAAGCCCCGUAGAUGAGGUAACACUACAGGAAUACCUCAGUAGCAUGCAGGAUGUUGUCAUGUCAAACCUUGCUACCUUCACAACUCAGCCAGAGGAAGAAGUGAAAAAAGAACAAGUCAACCCACCAUCUUUUACAGAAAAAUUUCAAGCUUUUAUUCAAGCUUUCACUCGACCUGGCUCCAAGUUUUCUGCCACACUUAAAGACAUGAUGAAAGUCUUUUCUGAGGCUGCAUUUACUGUUGGUUUAGGGGUUGAUCCAAAUGAAGAAGAUGUGCGUGUUCCUGUCAUGAUGUGGACUGCCUGUGCCUAUACCAUACAAAGCGGAGAAAGUGCUAUGAGAGCAGAGAACAAGCCUCUUUUUCAUGGUUUAACGUCAAGGCAGUCACAAUGCAUAGGAGCUUUAACAAGACUUGCUGCUGUUACUACAGGAACAUCUGAUUCAAAGACAAUAAAGAAACACUGUCUAAAAUUGUUAGCAGUUUUGACACCAGAUACAAUACCAAAUGAAGAAAGCCCAUCUUUAUUGGAUUUGGAUAUCUUCAGUCUCAUGAUCAAAUUACGUUUGUCCAUGCCGAGUCUACAGUACCAGGAAAGUCAGAAAGGGAAGCCCCAACAGGCUGGCAACACCUCACCGGGAUCUUCCAUGAACACAGUGCUUGGCCUUGAAAACUCUUCAUCAAUGGAUAUCUGUUCUUUCCAGAUGUGUUUUGCUGCUCAUCUUGUGAAGACCUUACUUACUACUUCUCCAGAGCUGGACUCUAACGAACAAGAAGAAGGUAGUUCUACUGAGCAAACAAGAGACAAUGAUGAAGCGAUGAAGAUGGCUUGGCUGUGGGGUAAACUGAGACACUGGGCAGGCCUACAGUCUUCUGCACCUCAUGUUGCUCCAUUAAAGCUACAGCAUCACGUUAAAACAAUGCUCCUACCAUUUCUUCGAUGUUCUGCAUUGUUUUUCCACUUUCUCACAGAAAUCCAAGGACCUUCUUGCUUGAAAGAGCCUUGUACCAGCCAAGAAGAGUGGGAUGCACUCUGUCACUAUCUAUCAGUUCCAAAGUGUCUAGUAGAUAUCUUACAGUGGAAUCAAGAUGCCCAUAAUAUUAGCUCAUCUGUGAUAUCCCUGGCUGCCAAAAGAUGGUGCAGCCAUGAUUUUGUCAAGAAAACCCUGGCACAUGCUGGUGUUGAACCAUUGGGGUAUUCUAUUACUCCAAACCACCUGUUGAAUCUCCCAAGAGACUACAGUGAGCUGAUCAACAGAGCUUCAUUAUUCACUUGUCCGAACUCUGAGGGUGAUGAAAGCCGUGCCCCUGUCUUGUGUUUGGUCUGUGGUGAGAUGCUGUGUUCCCAGAGUUACUGCUGUCAAACUGAAGUCAGCGGAGAUAAAGUUGGUGCAUGCGCAGCACAUGCCCAGCUCUGUGGUGCAGGGAUUGGCAUAUUCCUGCGCGUUCGUGAAUGUCAAAUGCUACUAAUGGCUAGUCGUACUAAAGGUAGCUUUUAUCCUGCUCCUUAUUUGGAUACAUAUGGAGAAACAGAUCACGGACUAAGGAGAGGAAACCCGCUUUAUUUGUGUCCUGAACGAUACAACAAGCUGCAAAAGCUGUGGUUGAAUCAUGGGAUUGCUGAAGAAGUUGCACACUCGUUGGAAUCCAAUAGAAACCUUCUCUCCAUUGAUUGGACGAUUCUGUAGCCUGUCUUUUGAUUGGACAGUUCUGUAACUUGAUGUUCAUUGGACAAUUUUGUAAUCUACGAUCCCUUUGCAUUCAAAAUGGAAUCUUCCGUAUUUGCAUGGGUGUAGUAGUUUCAGGAACCAUCUAGGACUCCCCUAGAGAAAAACGUGAAUUUGCAUAGUUACAGAUAUAUUGCAUACUUCCAGAAAUUAUCCAUACCUCCCACACAAAGAAGAGCUAAAAUUUCCAAGAGGUGUAGAUGGUCAAAGGAGGAUAUAUUGCAUAUUUCUAGUUCUUUCACAGUUUUAUCCAUAUCUCCUAAAAGCGGAGUGGAAUUGCCAUGAAAUUCAGAAAGUCUAAGUUCCAAUAUCCUGUUACUUUCUUUAUGAAUCUCCUCGGUACUGGCAUGGAUCAUUUCUGGGACUACUAGCCUGAAAUCAAAAACGAUAUAUAAAAGCCAAAUGGUAAAGCAUGAAAUAUGCAAGAAAGCGAUCACAGUUCGUCUAAGGAAAGGUGGCGUGCUGGUGUGAUGUAAUGCAAUUCUUGUGAAAAAAUAAAGGUCAAGUUAAGCAAA
Molecule: messenger RNA, 5389 nt
Organism: Actinia tenebrosa (Australian red waratah sea anemone)
Lineage: Eukaryota; Metazoa; Cnidaria; Anthozoa; Actiniaria; Actiniidae
Product: E3 ubiquitin-protein ligase UBR2
Biological process (GO): ubiquitin-dependent protein catabolic process via the N-end rule pathway; protein ubiquitination
Cellular component (GO): ubiquitin ligase complex; cytoplasm
Molecular function (GO): ubiquitin protein ligase activity; zinc ion binding
Source: RefSeq, a predicted model, not a curated record